This is a messenger RNA of Aedes aegypti (yellow fever mosquito), 3014 nucleotides long. It is a transcript of the gene Kpc2, whose product is annotated as ubiquitin-associated domain-containing protein 1. The record is from RefSeq and is a predicted model, not a curated record. Bases 440 to 2197 code for a protein of 585 amino acids. Lineage: Eukaryota; Metazoa; Arthropoda; Insecta; Diptera; Culicidae. The transcript has 7 exons. Gene Ontology annotation, molecular function: protein binding.
GAAAUGACAGUCAAUAUCAUUUUUGUUUAGAAGCGAUAUGCUGUUGGUUUAUGCUUGCCAAACAUUUCCCCUUUAGUUUAGUUUACUGUGUGCGACAAGCACAAGCCUAAUGUUCCAAUCGUUCUAAAGUCAUUGCAGUAAAGGUACAGGAUGUAGUCGAGUGAUAUCUUCACUAAUGUAUAUCUAUGUACCUACAUAUAGAAAAAGGCAACUCCAACGCGUAGUGCGUGCAAAAUAUAGUAAGGACUAACAGCGCAGGGAAAAUUUCAUCGGAAAUGUUAGGAAACAAGGCCCGAAAUAUGUGUUUGCGGCAGGAUACAGUGUGAAAAAUUUACAUGUGACCUAAUUAAGGCAUGUCGUAUGUGUAGUUUCCGUGGCCAUCGAAGUAGAGUAGAAGCUAGUGUGCCAUCACAGCAGUGUGUCCUGCACAUAGUGAACGAUGAUUCCGUGGAUGCGAGAGAAAAUUGCCGAGCGGAAGGCCCGCUGGCAGCAAUCCAGGAAACAGCAACGUGACACUUCCGGAGCAGCUGCAGCCGAAACCGAUUCCAUGGAAAGUGCUAGCAGCUCAUCCAUGGCAACAAAUGCGUCAUCCUCUUCACCUGCUGGAUCCAGUUACCGUGGAAGUCCUUCGCGAAAUUUUCGAUUCUCAUCCAAGCAGCCUCAUCAUCAUCAUCAUCACCAUCACCGUCAUCAAAAUCAGCAGGCUGCGACAUCCGCUGAUCGAUCAAAAAACAGCACCUCGCACUUGGAUAGACCCGGUACCAGCUCUGCGUCCGAUUGUACCCAAUCCGCCGAGGAAUGCUGCUUGGCAGAACGACGUGGCCGUAGGUCCUCCCUUCUGUUGCGCAUAAUCAGCCCUCGUGGCGGCAUCGUUUGCGUAGAAGUUCCUCACGACUGCAGUGGCAGUCAGCUGAAAAUCCACGCACUGGAGCAAUUUGCGAGUUGUUCCUUUGCAUUGCCUCACUUCUCUUCGGACAUUGACCAGCUGGUGGGGAAGUACAAGCUGAUACGUGCCAGAAAUAGGACUACCUUCCAGGAUGGUGAUACGCUGCAAAAGUUGGGCGUUCGAAAUGAGGAGGAAUUUUUACUAGUGGUGAAACGUACCGAUUUCAUGCCCGCGGAAGAUAAUCUCAAAGGACCAACCGUUGCUGAAGUUCUUGCGGCUACUAAACACAUUCCGUUGUCUCGUACAAAUCAAGCAAUGACGAACUCAAAUGUGGCGAUGUUACAAACUGAUCUGCAGCAAGAUCUGCGUAGAAUUCUUAUUUCACUCGCACGUGCCUCCGCGUUUGUGAUCGGGUCGGGAUCCUGCUCGGAAAAGCUUAUCGCCCUGUUCAACCAGAGGCUGGUCAACCGGCGGCGGCAUCAAGUCCGCUCGAUCGAAACGCUGCUCGAGAUGGGCUUUUCGUUGGACAAAAUUCACCAAGCAAUGGAAAUUACCAAAAAUGUGUUCCCAGCCGCUCUGGAUUGGCUAAUACAAAACGAUAGCUCGGUGAAGCUGUUGAACUGUGAUACAACCACUAAAACGAUCCAAACAACGACGAUUAUUGCUGGCAAUGAGACCAACGAAGCAUCGACCAGCACCGUAGAACGACCUCCGCCUCUAGCUGAAGCAGAACCGGAUAUCGACGGGUCGGGAAAUACCUCAAAGGCGCCCUCGCAAUGUGCUACUCCUAGCAGCGAACAAGGCGAAAGCCUAGAGCAAGACGACGAGGAAGAUGGCGUGACACGAUUUCGACGGAAAGUCGACUACGUGGAAGCGUUACUGGACAUCAUCCGACAGUUCUCGGACCGGGAUGUCUACCCGACGCCGGAGAUGGUGGCCUCCAUAGUCGAGAUGGGUUUCAACGAGAAGAACGUUCGAGAGGCACUGGUUGCCACCAGAAAUAAUCAGGCUGCAGCGUGCGAGUGGUUGCUGGGAAAUCGGAGUAAAAGCCUAACGGAAUUGUGCGAUGGCUUGCCUCAGGAUUCCCCGAUACUGCAGGUGCUGCUGGCUUCACCCCAAGUACAAAUUAGCCUAGGAAAUCCAAAAAUGUUUAUAGCGCUUCUCUCCAUGCUGGACAAUUCCUCGACCAUGACGAUGUGGCUUAGCGACAACGACAUCUCCUCGGUGCUGGGUCACAUCCUGCGGACGUAUCACGAGGAGAAGCACAUAGUGGCAAUCAAUCAAUUCAACAAUGCACAAAGCUUUAACUGAGUAAAUUUUGCAGAUUGCAGUAGAAAUAACAGAAAAGGAACAAUCGUAGCAUUGGAAUCAAUCAAUUACGCAGAGUAGAUUUAUGGAAUUGUUACAACAAAUCUGAAGAGCAAAAUCAAAAUUUGUUGAUUUAUCCGCAAAUUUAAAAAUGCAAACAAGAAGGAAUAUAAUACAAAUUACAAAAAAGCUCUCUAGAAUAUUACAAAUCAACCAGUCAAUCGAUUAAUCAUCAAAAUCAGUAGUGAGUCAAAGUAGCAGCUUUCAAAUCAAGUGUAGGAAUUUUCUUCUGAUUCCGUAGGCUUUCGAUCAACUAGUUUUCGACGCUUCCGCUUUCUUCAACAAAACAAUUCCAUUGCCACAAUACCUACCUAAGUAGUAAAUUUCUAACAUCAAAUUCUACAUCUCAAAAUAUCAUGAUCUCUAAACCGAUAGUCGCAGCAAGUAUUAGGCUUUUUAUUUUGAAUUUAGCUGGUCACAAUAGGUAGGGUACAAAAUAAACCAAUUGCAUUGUUAAUUACACCGCGUGCCAAUUAGCGAGAUAAUCUCCAAAAAAACGAACGAUCAAGACACGCUUUUGCACUGGAUGGAAAUAACCCCGCAGUAAACCAACGCAUUUUGACGACAGCGCAGAGAAUCUAUUCGAUACGAUAGUAGGCAUUAUGGGAAUUUAUACAACAAUCUUAUAACAAGUAACUAUUAGUUCUGUUCACAAGCGAACGCCAAAGAAGUAUUUUAAGCAACGCAGAAAAUAUAACAACUGAUAUUGUGAUAGGAUGAAGUUCGGAGAAACAAAUACAUGCAAACGAACAUGGUUUAA